AUGUUGUAAAUAUGGCGAAAGUUAUGGGACAUUUAAAGUAAUCACAUUUUCAAAAGCGUUUUUGGAGUUUAAAAAAAUCGUAUGGAAAAAUAAUGAAGUAUUAAACUACAUACUUCAUAUCGGCUAAGUCACAAUACACAAUUAACGUUUGGAAUCAAUAUUUCUUUCGUAAAAAAAUAGGAAAAAUUAAAAAUGACUGAGGAAGACGUGAAGAAAGCCAUCAGAAGUUUACUGACUUCCACUCCCAAUGUUUUGAAUGUAAGAACAGUCCAAAAAGAUUACAAAGAGUUAAUGGGCACUGAUGUACCAUACCAACAGUUUGGUUACAAUUCCCUUGAACAGUUUCUAAAAUGUAUACCAGAUGUGUGUUUGGUACAAGGCGGAGGUCAGUGGGCGACUGUCAUACCUAUUGUGAAUGAGAAAGUAGCCCAUAUAAAUAACAUGGUGAUGAAACAAAGGAAUAAUUCCAGGAAGUCAGCAGGGACGCGUAGACCCAAACAAGCCAAUUUCCAACACAAACAACCCAUGAAUUUUUCUCCUCAUACCACUGACUCUUCUAAAGGCAGCAAUCUCAUUUUUCAUAACACUCAAGCUAAUCCUUAUCAAGCGCCACCAUCAAAGCAAGUGGACAACCCACAUUCUGAGGUUCCCCAAAAAUCGGUUAAGAAUACUCCUCCUUUGAUAUCUAAAAAUCCAUUUGACAAUUCCCAGCUUCCAGUGGAAACCAGAGUGGACGGAGGGUCCAUUGCGGAGGUCAAGGCUGACGUAAGACAUUCACUCUUGAAUGGCCUUCCCACCAAAAGAAAACAACAUUUGCUGAAUUUGAAUCCUUUGCCCAAGCAGGCGGAAACUGUUCAUAAUCAAUAUCGCUCGUCUACCUCAGCCGCACAUAGCCCUCCAUUUGACAACGCGCCGGUACUUGAAAAUGAGAACGAUUAUUUCUUUACCAGCAAAAAUCUCGACAUCUUCAAACCCUAUCUUAACUCGGCGGCGAAAUUGCAGGAGGCCACCGAAGAGGUCGCUGUUUGCGUACCACAACGCGUUCAGAAUAAUCUCAAAACACUGAUAAGUCGCUUUAACGAGGGUAUUUGGUGCAGCCAGUUGCCCGAAGAGUACAGAAAGGCGUUCCGAAGGGAUCUUGUUUAUUACGACUAUGGUUUCACGAGCCUGAUCGAGAUGUGUAUCGCGCUGAACGACAUUUUCCAUUACGUCCGUCCCGGUCAAGACGAUUUUAAACUGUACGACCGCAACAACCCGUUGCCCGAUAAUAUAGAACGCAACUUUACCAUGGCCAGUUACCAAUUGGACCCGAAGGGAGGCGCGCAGACCAGCGGCAAGCCCUUGCCGAGUCUCGUGUGGUCCGAUUUCGCGAGGCGUCUGCCCGCCGACAUCGUAUCGUUGGGAGAGGAGAUUCCCAAACAAUUUUUGCCGACGGAGACCAAGGUGGGCGACGUGUUCGAUGUGGUGGUCCUCGAGGUGUACGACCCGUCAAAAUUCUGGUUCUACCUCGGCAAAUCGGACAAGAAAGCCCCCCUCGACCUGCUGAUGGAUGACAUGCAAGAGUUUUAUAAGGGCGAGAAUAUAAGUCAGUAUUGCGUGCCACCCGCGCUUGUCCAGGAAGGUCUGUACUGUGUCCAGCGCAUCCUUGGUGAAUACCACAGGGCCAAAAUAGUGCGCGUGCCGCCCCAUGCGCAGGACCAAGUCCGGCUCCUCUACAUAGACUACGGCACGGUGGCUUCGGAGUCGGUAACGGGCAUGUGCUUCCUGCACCGUCGGUUCGCCAACCUUCCCGCGCAGGCCAUCAGGUGUCGCCUCGCUAACGUCAAACCGGUGAAUGUCGGGCCGUGGCCCCGACCAGUGAGCGACUACGUGCGCGACGUGCUCAACGGGAGCAACACCAAGCUGAAGGUCACGUUCAUCGACUGGCACGACGAGUACGUUUGCGGCUUUCUCGCCGACGUCACCAACACGGACCGGAUCGUCUACGUCAACGAGCUACUCGUGCGAAAGGGUCACGCCAAAUGGGAGACGGAGGCUCAAGAAAGCCCGUUCAUGUUGCCCAACUACAAGUGCAAGGUGAACCGCCUGCACCUGUUCCCGUCGUUCCUCGAAUUGGAAUACGGACUCGCUCCCAACGCGUCCGAAAUGUACAUGCUCGAAGAGAUGCUGGUGCCGAUCAACUUUUGCAUACCUCAGUACUUCGAGCUCGUCGACACUUUGGACGACGACGAGGCGAUCGAGGCUCGGGAGAACUCGUUCGCGGACACGAUCAAGACCCACCGUAAAACGUUACCGUACGGUUGUAAGGAAAGUAGGGCCGCGUUAGGGUGUCCCGACUUCGACUUCGACGUCUUCGACGAACUCAAAGAGGACAUCGUCGCGUUCAUCGAAGGACUGAGUUCCGAAGAACGUUCAAAGUUUCGAAACGUCGAGUGCUGCAACGAAUGGUAUGAAUGCGUGGAGGAGGCGGUAGUAGACGAGGCCGCAGGGGAGAUAGUGAGGCAAGACGUGGAUCUGUCCGAGAAUAUAUUGAAGCAACUUGAGACGUACGAAUUGCCGGCCGAUUUGGUGUUCGACGAGCAAAAAGUGUCUUAUAUGGCGGACCCGGUGGCCGUCAGACAGACCGAGAUCGACGAUUUGGAAAGGGAAUUGUCCAUGCUGCUGGACGACGAUUUCGUGGAGCGGCGAAAAGACGACGAAGAGAAAGUUCCAGAGAUUGCCGCCCGAUCGAACCCGUUCAAUAACGCCGAGGCCGGCUCUUAUCGAACGCCCGACCUUUCACUCUCACUCGACGAGCAUCGCGUCAGCUCCGACGACGAUGCGGAGGAGGCGGAGUCUCGAGGCACACGCAUGCAGAGGUGCUUAAACAACAUCAAAAGCGUCGAACCGCAGGAGGUCGGCGUAGAUGCCGAAACGCCCAUGGAAAAGACGAGGGCGGAGUUCGUGUCGUCCCUGAACGCGAACAACCCUUUCCGAGCAUACUUGGAGGGGGAAUUGGGGCGUGGCGACCAUCAUAUAGCGAGCGCAGGCAACUCGAUUGUGGCUCCGUCGACGUUGUCUGGGAGUGCUCGGUCGGUAAUGCUGUCGGCGACCAGCGAACCGUUCGUGCCUAGAGCGGCCGCUACCACAUCUACCCAAACCUCGGAAGACAACGCGAUGCAAACGUUUCAGCCGUUUACCCCGCUCGUUGUUGACCCUCGUUGGCCUUACGAUAGUCAGCCGAUGUACUCGCAGUGGUCGGAACCCGCCAAUUUUCAGAUGCGAGCGAGACCGCCUCCCGGCUUCGACGUGGUGAGAUCGCAGUUUCCCGAUCCGAGGGUGUGCCAUACCAAUUACGAUACGCAGUACGUGACCAAUAUGAACUUUGCAUUCGGGAUGAUGAACCAAGCCGCCCAGUUUCGGCGGUACCCGGACUUUUACGACAGGAACAACCCCGGACCCGGUCGACCUUGGUGACGGUUUUUGCGCGUAAGCGACGUGAAGUUUUUUUUCUAUUGCGGUUUCUGGCCAAAUUGGCGAUUGCGUUCUCGAUUUCUUGUUACUUUUGAGUUGUACCGACUAGCAGUUAUUGAGCGUCGAAUAAAUAGUUUUGUUUCUUUUUUUGUACAGUAGAGCCUUUUAAGAGUUCCGGGAGGUAGGACGUUUGAAUCGCCGGUUACUACGCUGUCACUUCACCUAUUAAUAGUUUAACGGGUAAAGAAUUUUUAGUUAUCCAGUCGAUAUGAUAAUAAUAAAAGUAAAUGGAAAAUCAACCACCUUUCAUGCAACUAGAGAUGUGAGCCUAUGGACAGAUAUUUCGUAUUAAGUUCAUGUUUUGACAACAGAAAUUUGUACAGCUUUCAUGGUUCAAGAAGAAUAGGAGAUCGUACUAUAAUUGUUUAACUUUUUACAUCUUUCUUUCAACAUUUCUUAUUCUUGUGCCUCACUUACUUUCUCAAUUUCAAUGUUAAAGCUCGACCUCCCCACUCAAAUUACCGUUUUUAUAUGUAUUGGUUUCAAUAAAGGCAUGAUUAUUAUUAACUCAUUACUGGCUGUUGACGCAGUAAUAUGCC
This is a messenger RNA of Cylas formicarius (sweet potato weevil), 4052 nucleotides long. Its product is annotated as tudor domain-containing protein 7. The transcript has 9 exons. The coding region runs from base 193 to 3456 and encodes 1087 amino acids. NCBI's taxonomy places the organism in Eukaryota, Metazoa, Arthropoda, Insecta, Coleoptera, Brentidae. The record is from RefSeq and is a predicted model, not a curated record.